Siniperca chuatsi (mandarin fish) is the source of this 5907-nucleotide messenger RNA. RefSeq names its product striatin, calmodulin binding protein 4 (gene strn4). The transcript has 20 exons. NCBI's taxonomy places the organism in Eukaryota, Metazoa, Chordata, Actinopteri, Centrarchiformes, Sinipercidae. The coding region runs from base 171 to 2567 and encodes 798 amino acids. Gene Ontology annotation, molecular function: protein phosphatase 2A binding; calmodulin binding; armadillo repeat domain binding. Gene Ontology annotation, cellular component: dendrite. The record is from RefSeq and is a predicted model, not a curated record.
AUGUUACAUAUAUGUAGCUUGAUCGUGUUUUAUUUUGAAGGUUUGAGAGCGGAAGUGUAGUAUUUUACCACCUGAAUAGUAAUUUUGCUCCGUGCGCGUGAGAAAAGGAAGAAAAGAGGGUCGCUUAUAGUGAAGUGCUACUGGGUUGGAAGACGGGUUGAACGGUUAAAAUGGAGGCGGACAGAUCCGGCGGAGGACCAAACCCGAACUCCGGAGGCGGCAGCAGCAGCGGAGCGGGGCGCAACCCGAACGGGCCCAAAGCAGCACCGGGCCAGGCGACAUCAGCUGCGGCGACCGGGGCGAUGUCAGCAGCAACAGCGGCAGCGGCGGCGGCGGCAGCUGCAGCCGGUGCCAUGCCCGGAUCGUCGCAGACACGCGAGCUGCAGGACGGGGACUCGGGUAUGACGCUUCCUGGGAUCCUGCACUUCAUCCAGUACGAGUGGGGACGCUUUCAGGCCGAGAAAUACCGCUGGGAGGCUGAGAGAGACGAACUCAGGGCUCAGGUGGCAUUCCUACAGGGUGAGAGGAAAGGGCAGGAGAAUAUGAAACAGGACCUGGUGAGGCGGAUCAAAAUGCUGGAGUACGCCCUCAAACAGGAGAGGGCUAAGCACCAGAAGCUGAAGACAGGAAACGACCAGAGUCCCGGAGACAAGAAACCAGAGACAGAGGCAGACCAGCUUCCCAAUGGGCCAGCUGAGUCAGAUUCUGAGCCAGCCAAUCAGAUGUCCUGGAAGGAGGGACGUCAGCUACUACGCAAAUAUCUUGAGGAAGUGGGUUAUUCAGACACCAUCCUGGACAUGCGGUCUAAGCGCGUGCGCUCCCUGCUUGGGCGGAGCAGCCCAGAGGCUAACAGGCCUCCGCCCAGUGAAACCUGUCCCGAGCCUGAGCCCCGGGCAGGUGGAGAGUCGUUGUUGGUCAGACAGAUAGAGGAACAGAUCAAGAGCCAACAGAACAAGAUACACAAAAGAUGUCUAAAACGGAGGACAUCCUCCAUCAUGCAAACAUGGAACGCGGGCAAGGAAAGCUCUAAGGAACGUCUGGGUGGCUCUGUGCUCGAUAAGAUCCCCUUCCUGCGUGGCUGUGAGGAUGAUGAUGAAGACGACAGUGACGAGGAAGAUGACUUCCAAGGCAUGGCCACUGACUGCAUCGAUGGACCGCGCAAGAACAAGAAGUCUCGUGUAAAGAUGGGUUCGGAGCCCAUGACCACAGACCUGGACCCCGAGGACGAGGAGGACGAAGACGACUCGGAGGAUGCCCUCAGUGAAUUUGACUUCCUGGGCUCGGGGGAGGAUGGGGAGGGGGCGGGAGAGGCCCGGAUCUCGGGGGACGGACGGGAGUUAGAGAACCGCAGGAACAAGUUACAAGGCAUGAUGUCGGACUUCCCCCCUAAACCCACCCCGCCCCCCUCUGUAUCGGGACAGGCUCGCUCCGGGGAAGGUGGCGCCUUGGGUUUCUCCUCCGAUGUCUUCAUUAUGGAUGCCGUUGGAGGAGGGGACAUGAACCUGGGUGAACUGGCUGAUCUCACUGUUGCCAAUGACAACGAUCUCUCCAUGGAUAUGCAGGAUAACAGAGAGGAGUUUAAGAAGACAUGGAACCCUCGUUUCACACUACGCAGCCACUUUGAUGCCAUCCGUGCUUUGACCUUUCACCCCAGCCAAGCGGUGCUGCUCACAGCCUCUGAGGAUGGAACGCUAAAACUUUGGAACCUCAACAAGGCCAUGCACUCUAAAAAGAACGCAGCGUUGGAUGUUGAGCCCAUCUACACAUUUAGAGCACACAGUGGAGCCGUUCUGUCACUGACUAUGGGCGAGGACGGAGACUCCUGCUACAGUGGAGGUCUAGACGGAACUGUCAGAUGUUGGAAGAUGCCAGACCUCAACGUGGAUCCUUAUGAUAACUAUGAUCCUGGCAUCGAGAGCAGUGUACUAGCAGGCCACGAGGACAGUGUGUGGGGUCUAACUUACUCGGCAGUCCACCAUCGUCUUGCCUCGUGCUCAGCUGAUGGCACCAUCCGCAUCUGGGACCCUCAGAACUCGGCUCCCUGCCUGUCUGUCUUCAAUAAGGAGAGAGAGCACGGAACGCCCACCUCAGUGGCCUUUGUGGCCACCGACCCCAAUCAGGUGGUGGUGUCAUUUGACGGCGGUGAGACGCUGCUCUAUGACCUCAACACAGAGCAGAGCACCACUGCGCUAGAGACACAGACAAAGGAUGGCAGUGAGCUGAUCAACCGUGUUGUCAGUCACCCAUCUGAGCCCGUCUCCAUCACUGCACAUGAGAACCGCACCAUCCGCUUUCUAGACAAUAAGACAGGUAAAGUUGUCCACUCUAUGGUGGCUCACCUGGAUGCAGUCACCUGUCUUACUACAGACCCUAAAGGCACUUACCUCAUCUCUGGCAGCCACGACUGCUCGGUGCGCCUGUGGAUGCUGGACAACAGGACAUGCGUGCAGGAGAUCACGGCCCACAGGAAGAAGCACGACGAGGCCAUUCAUGACGUGGCCUUCCACCCGUCUCAGCCUUUCAUUGCCAGCGCUGGCGCAGAUGCACUUGCCAAGAUCUUUGUCUGACAGCACUGUCGUUAUUCUGAGUCCUACAAAAACAACUGGGCCAAAAGAGACUGAAGACUACAGUGGACAAAUUUCUCCUGCUUACACACACACACACACACACACGUUUGUUUCACUAUCCUCGUGGGGGACAGUCAUUGACAAAAUGCUUUCCCUAGCCCCUUACCCUAACCUUAACCUAAUUAACCUGUACCAUAAAGCAAGUCUUAACCCUCAAAAAGCAGUCUCUACCCAUGGGGAAAUCAAUUUUUGUCCCCACGGUGACACCAGUCCCCACGGGUCAGUGUGCAUUCAGGUUAAUGUCCCCACCGGGAUUGAAGAAGAACAUGAAACACACACACACUCACACUUGUCCUGCACCCCACAGACUGGGUCAUCGCCACAGGACGUCACCCCUCAAUCCCUCACUGUUCUCCGAUGCCUCAGUGACUUCUUGUAAUACUAACCACACUGCUUUUUUAUAUCCUGGCUCCUCCGUUUUCAAAAAAUCAUGUUUGGAGUAACACUUUUCUACACUACAAUAUUCUGUUCUGCUUUUUUUGGUCAGUCCUUACACCACGUGUGUGUUUGUGCGCUUGAACUGCUGACACACUGCACACAUUUCACAGAAAACCACCACGGAAAUGCUGACAUUGCACAGUACGUGCAAAUGCACCACCCCAUUUCAUCUGAGGUCUUUUAUUUAUUUUUUUUGUAGUUAACAAAUUGCUUGCGGCUAACAUACAUGUGUAGGCAUGACUAACAACAGUAACCUUCCCCAGUGUCUGCAGAAAACACCUGACCAACCUCUUCAUUGGGAAUCAAUGUAUUACAUUCCAAAGACUCCGGGUAGAGUGUGUGCGGUGUCGUAUUUGGGGUUGGAGAAUGUUAAACUUAACUGUGUGUGAUGUGAGGAGGCAUUAGAUAGCCGCUAACCAGUGUUGAACAAAUAGCUUUAAUUUCAACUGUAUGGCCAAGACACCAAGUCUCAUUGUACGUCUGAGUAUUAUAGCGUCCCCAUGAUUCUGCCUCUAUUUAUGUGUGCGUGUGUAUGCGUGAGAUUAAAAGUCACUCUGCUGUACAAUAUAAAUGAACAUGUUUCCACAAUAAUGAUCCAUUCCCACAGAUGUACAGAUUAAUCUCGACUCCGCAGACUGAUACUCUCACACCUCAUUAACCAGCUAAAGAUAGAUAUCAUGAGAGCACAGUUAAAGACUGUAGACUAAAGAGAUGUGAGGCCAGUCAACAAAUGACGCAGAUUGUGUUAUUUGGUGCUUUUUACUGUACAGAAGAGUGUGCACGCGUGUGUGUUUGUUUGUAUAUGCACUAGUUAAAUCAUGGUGCUAUGAAAGACCUUGUCAGUCUUGAGUCAGAAUCAGGGACCUGUUUUGUGUGUGUGUGUGUGUGUGUGUGUGUAUGUGUGUGUGUGUGUACACGUACGUACGUGUGAGAAAGAGAGACUGUGUUUCUCACUCAUCGGGCUAUAGAUCCACAUAGUGAAUUGACUUUUUAAAUGACAUUUCAUUGUUGAAUUAUUUCAUUAACUGUAGUCACAUUUCAGAAUUAACGGUCACUGUUAAUGUUUCUCAUUAGAGUGAUGUGAAUAAUGUUGCCUUGAUCGUUUCAGGAGUGUACAGAGCUGAUGGUAAUUAUAUUACAGUGAGGACCACCUGGACUGAAAAAAGUUUCCUCAGACGAGAGCUGUUCAGAUCGUCUUUUUCAUUUCACCUUGAAGUCGGUGCCGGUUUGCAGGCGGUGCUCGGCUCUGGCGUGUUGUUAUUUAUUCAGGCUUUCAAAAACAAGCUUGACAUUACCUUCACUUGUGUGUUGAGGUGAGGUCUUCCUCUUCUCGUUUGAUGUGCACCAGUCGCACAGUAGCACAUUACCCAGAAAGCGAAUGAUGUGAAGCUGCUCUCCUCUUUCUGAAGAGGCAUGCUGGGAGAAAUAGCUCCAGGGGAAAAUUCAAUUUUAAAUUCAGCCAUUUUUGUCAUUUCAGAAAGAAAGAGAAAGUAUUGAUUUAAGAUGUGUGGGUGUCCGUUGAUAUUAGCAACACGACUCCGCACCUAAUCUGUCUUGCCGAUAUGUUGUUGUUCUGCUAUUUUGAACAUAACCCGUAACAUUUGGCUUAGGUGGACACAUUGUUCCUUUGAGACACCUCACAUCUCUAUCUGUGUCUUGCAUUUAUACUGAUAACUGCUGGACACGUUUGUUUGCUUUAGGUAAAAGUUGCCCCUUUACAGCUGACUUGACUUCAAAUUACUUGACUGUUCAUUUUAUUUUACUAGCUUGAGAAGACUGAUACAAUCUGGUGUCAAAUCAGUAGGUUAAGGGGCAACCUCCACCUCUUCAAGAUUACAGGGUCACACUAGGGGUCAGAGGUCGGAUCUAAGGGUUCAAAGUAGCCUCGAGGUAAACACUCCUUUCCUAAUCACUGUGGAGACUAGCAUUCCAAUUUCUUUUUUCCUGAAACAGGACAAAAAGAGCAACGGGGUGCAACUACAUUAUUGUACUGCUGCUGGGCAUAACGUCCUGUUAUGUCAUUACUAUUUGGCUCCACUUUGCACUACAUCUAAUAGUGGAUGCUUUUGUUGAGGAGUGGUUACAGACAGGGACGGUGCAGAAAUAAUGUUUUGCAGGUAUUUCUUAUACAAUCUGGAGUAAAUACUACAAGGGGUUGAACCUGCUGCGGCUCUGUUAUUUGAUAGUGAGAGUUACUGAUGGCCAACUGAUGCUUACUUUUCACUCUGAGCUGCUAUGUCCCCUCUCUGAGAAUAAAGACAAAUCGGUAUGACACAUCAAAAAAAAGAAAUCGAAACAGAGGUUGUAAAUGAUGACUGGAGAUGCCAUUUUGUGCUGUAAAUGUCCAUCAUUUCCUUGUUUUCUUUCUUGCAUUUCUUUUCUUUGAGUAUGAAUAUGAUUAUUAAGAUGUAAGAAUACUAUAGUAUCAUAAGUGAAUCAUUCUUCCUUGCUAGGCAUAGAACUUGCUUGUGAUUGAUAAUGGCAAUGUAUAACUUGUAAAAAAGCAAAAUGAUUAAAAAACAUGAAAAAUUAGUAAAAAAAAAAAAAAAAAUCUGUUACCAGUCAGAGGCCAAGGUAAAGGACUCUCAUUUCUUUGUGUUUUUAUUUUUUUAUCAGCAAUUUAUCACUGUGUGAUAUUUUGUACAUCAUAUUAAGCUGUAUUCAAACUAUUUCCUCUAACUACAAGGGAUAAGAGACCUGCUUUUUAUUAAUUUUGUUUUAUUAUAUAUUUUUGAACUGCAUUCUAGCUUGUAUCAAAUGACUCUUUUUGUUUACGGGUCCCCUGUUGUAUGUCAUUAAGGAAGAAAAAAACAAAAAAUGAAGAUUUUGUACAGUGAAUUGA